Molecule: messenger RNA, 1432 nt
Organism: Uloborus diversus
Lineage: Eukaryota; Metazoa; Arthropoda; Arachnida; Araneae; Uloboridae
Gene: Use1
Product: vesicle transport protein USE1-like
Exons: 6
Coding region: 135-878 (247 amino acids)
Biological process (GO): retrograde vesicle-mediated transport, Golgi to endoplasmic reticulum
Cellular component (GO): endoplasmic reticulum; SNARE complex
Molecular function (GO): SNAP receptor activity
Source: RefSeq, a predicted model, not a curated record
GGAGUGGCAUCCUGCUUAUGUUUGUUUUGCUUUGCGUGGAAAAUGUUUUCUGCUCAGGACGUUUUCUGUCAUUCGCUUAUCACAGCUUUUAAAAACCUGAUGUAACUUUAAAUAGAAUACUUUAACGUCAAACGAUGUCUGUUCCAAUAUCUCGGGAAGAAAUAAAUUUUAAUCGAUUGCUGAAAAAAUGCGAGAAUUUUGUUCCUGAACGGGAGCCACAUGAAUGGAGAUUGGAACAGUAUGUGAAAAAUUUAGAAGAAAGGCUUGCAGAGUUAAAGAAGAUGAAUACUUGCCAACCAAGCAAAGAUUCUUUGACUGAAUAUGCAAGACGAGUUGAAUUUCUAAGAGGAGUUGUGGAAGCUGAAAAAAAGCCAAAUGUAACGGAAAAAGCUAUGGCUAAUCAGCUACUAUCUCCUGGAUCAUUUACAACAACAAGUAACAAAAUUCACUCACAGACAAAAGCUCAUUACCUACGAGAAAUGAGAGAAGAACUAUUAGGGUCUAAAGACGAGCAGCCAGCAACUGAGGGUGUUCGUUUGCGACAUUUAGAAUCCGGGUCACCUAAUGAAGAUUUUGAUGCCGUGAUGCAGUAUCACAAUUCAAUGCAAGAGAAGGUAGCUCAGGAAAUGAUGUCCCUUGUUCAACACUUAAAGCAAAACAGCCUUUUGGCUGGCCACAUUAUAAAGAAGGAUACAGAGAACUUACAAAAAUCAACUUCAAUGGCAGAUGAUAGAUACAGCCAGUUAAAAGUAGAAAGUGACAAAUUAGAAGUUUUUACUAAACAAUCUUGCAAUUGGUUUGUAUGGAUAAUGUUAAUAUUUGUUUGUAUGAUAUUUAUUUGGAUGAUAAUAUUUAUUAGAAUUUUUCCAAAACGGUGAUAAUAGAAUUAUAUUUAUAUUAAAUUUGUACAUUUUAUAAUAAAGAGUUUCUUUUAAUUGGAUGAUUUGCUAAUACAUUAUUGAUCUACAUAGAAGACAUACAUCACUGUACUCAUAUUUUAAAAAUAAUGCAAUAUUAUUGUGUUGCAUUAUGAAAAAAAACACUAAGUUUCAACAAUCUUCCCUAUAUACUACUACUCUUUAACUCUUGACUAAGCACCUGUUCUUUCCUAACUGUAGUUGAGGAAAACUUGGGCUCAGGUCAGUUUCAUCCCUGCAGUAGAAAUUAAGCGCAUUUCAAAUAUUUCCUUCUUGCCCAGUGGCACUGAUUUAUAAAAAUUUUUGAGAGGACCGGACUUCAGAGGUUCCCCCCCUCCUCCGAAAAAUUUUCUUAUUUUGGCACUUUGAAAAUGACACUUUACAAAUUUUCUGAUGUGAGUAAUUUGCAUGAACCAUCUACACGUGACAAGAGCGUUUUAAAGAUAUAGGGAUCUAAAUUGGUAUGCAACUCUUUCUCGUUCAAUUAUAUCACCUUGUCUUAAGGGACACUUUUU